CGGCCGCCCCCUCCGCGACAGCUCGUACGGCGCCGGGGGCAGCCCGCCCCAGGGCCCGCGCGGAGCCGGGAGCCCAGAGCUCGGGCCCGGGCUGCGGCUGGGGCUAGGGCGGGGAGCGCCGCGGCGAAGCCGGGGGCGGGCCGCGCCGGGCGGAGCAGAGUGGCGCGGCCCUGGCUGCGGCCCAGCUUCCUCCGCCGCUUCCUGCCGCCGCGCUCGCCUGCCUGCAGCCCGCCCGCUGCUCCUAAGUGACAGAUGCGGGUGAAAGAUCCAUCAAGAGCCAACCCUGAGAAACCAAAGAGAAGCAAAAGGCCUAACAGGCCGCAGGAUGAGGACUCUUCAGAUGAUAUUUCAGGCUUAACCUGCCAGCACGUGAGCCAAGCGGUAGAUGUGCAUCAUGUGAAGAGGGCGGUAGCUCAGAGCGUCUGGUCAAUAUGUGCAGAAUGUUUGAAGGAGAGACGGAUGAGUGAUGGUGAGCCCGUGGCACCUUUGGACAUAUGGCUGUGUCUCAAAUGUGGCUCUCAGGGAUGUAGUAAGAACUCGGAAGGCCAGCAUUCUCUGAAACACUUCCAAACAGCACGCACAGAACCUCAUUGCAUUGUUAUCAACCUCAGCACAUGGAUCAUAUGGUGUUAUGAAUGUGAUGAAGAGCUGUCAACACAUUGCAACAAAAAGGUUUUGGCUCAGAUAGUUGACUUUCUUCAAAAACAUGGUUCCAGGGCUGAACCAAGUUCAUCAAAAAUCAUACGACUCCGCGAAGAGAACAGUGAAACAAGUGAAAUACUGAAAGGAAAAAGUUCUGGAAAUGGUGCAUCAGUUCCAGUUAAAGGAAUAAAUAAUUUAGGAAAUACAUGCUUUUUUAAUGCUGUCAUGCAGAACUUGGCACAGACUCACGUACUAAAUGAACUGAUGUAUGAGAUGAAGGAGAAAGGAACAAAGUUAAAAAUCUGUCAUACUUCAGACUCCCAAUUGGAUCCUCUGGUGGUAAACCUCUCCAGCCCAGGACCUUUGACUUCAGCAAUGUUCUUGUUCCUUCACAGCAUGAGGGAGGCUGGAAAAGGUCCUCUUUCUCCCAAAGUGCUGUUCAGUCAGCUUUGUCAAAAGGCUCCUCGAUUUAAGGGGUUCCAGCAGCAGGACAGCCAGGAGCUUCUGCACUAUCUGUUGGAUGCAAUGAGGAUUGAAGAAACAAAGCGUAUACAAACUGGUAUCUUAAAAGCAUUUAAUAAUCCAACUACUAAGACAGCAGAUGAAGAAACCAGAAGAAAAGUCAAAGCAUAUGGAAGAGAGGGUGUGAAGAUGAACUUCAUAGAUAGGAUCUUUGUUGGUGAAUUGACUAGCACUGUCAUGUGUGAGGAAUGUGAAAAUAUUUCAACAGUAAAAGAACCUUUCAUUGAUCUUUCACUACCUAUAAUAGAGGAGAGGGUUGCAAAACCUGUGCCUUUGGGAAGAACAGGUAAAGGUAAAAAUGUACAAGAGGCAGAUCUUGGUCAGUAUAACUGUUCUUCUAUCACUACACUGAAUAAUCAACCCAAAAUUGUCAAGAAACAUGCUUUAACAAAAGAUAAGAAUCAAUUGAACCAGGAAAGACGGCUUGCCAGAAAAGCUUCCUCGAAUGAAGAAGAAAGAAGUCCUGUUAUAAUGCAGGAAAAAAGCAAAAAGCUUGAGCUGGAAGGUGGCUCUGGCGUUCUGUGUUCCAAAGACACAACUGCUGACUCUGCUGUAAAUGGAAGUCAGACGGAUGGCAGUGAGAAGGAAGCCAGCCGCUCUGAAAGCAGCUUUGAUGCAGACAGUGAAGCCUCAGAAAGCGAAAGUGCUUCUAAGCAAACAGCUUUCAGCCUGUCCAGCAACAUGUCUGGUCUGCACGUCAACCACAUAAAUGUUAAAAUGCCCCACAACAAACCAAGUGACAGUAAUGAAGAGAUGAUUUCCAGUGCCAUAUCCAAACUCAGCUUAUGUGAUCCUAUACAUGAGGAUAAAAAAUUGAGCCGUGGAGAUCCAGCAAUAGGUUUAUCAAAUAAUUCCAUGUUCUCAGUAGACAAAUCCCCACUGUCCCAAAACCCUCAAAAUGCUUUCCAGACGCUAUCCCAAAGCUACAUAACUAGCUCAAAGGAAUGUUCUGUUCAGUCCUGCCUCUACCAGUUCACCUCUGUGGAGCUCCUAAUGGGGAACAACAAGCUCUUAUGUGAGAGCUGCACAGAAAGGAAACAGAAGUAUCAGAAGAAAACCAACUCCACAGAAAAGAAAAUGGAAGGUGUCUACACAAAUGCUCGGAAACAGCUGCUGAUUUCUUCAGUUCCUGCAAUUCUUAUUCUCCAUCUGAAAAGAUUCCACCAGGCUGGUUUGAGUCUACGGAAAGUGAAUAGGCAUGUGGAUUUCCCACUGAUUUUAGACUUAGCGCCAUUUUGUGCUGCAUCUUGCAAGAAUGUUACGGAUGGUGCAAGAGUGCUGUACAGUCUUUACGGGAUAGUGGAGCACAGUGGGUCAAUGAGAGGUGGUCAUUAUGCGGCAUAUGUGAAAGUCAGGACACCUUCCAAGAAAUUACUGGAGCAUAUUUCUACCACUAAAAAUGUUCUGGGUUUAAAAGAAGCCAUGGGAGCAUCAGGAGGACAGUGGGUGUACGUUAGCGAUGCCCACGUUCAGAUGGUUCCAGAAUCAAGAGUACUAAAUGCACAAGCAUAUCUACUUUUUUAUGAAAGAUUAUUACUAUAAGUCUCAACGAUUUAAUUUAAAGAUGGUAGUGGUUAUUUAGUUUAUCUUAUUUAAAGCUGCAGUGGUAAGAGUACCUGUAAAUAUUGUGCCUUUAUCUUGUAGAGAAUUUAUCAUAUGUUGACUCUGAAGUUCAGUCAAGCUAUUAUAAAUAUCUGAAUGGUUCUCUUAAAGUAUGCACUUUGCCAAACAUUUAAAAUUCCUGGAUUCAUUAAAAUACAGUACCAUUAGAAUGUAAGAUGAUGUCCUAUCCUACUGAGGUCUAUAGAAAGUUUGUUUUUGAUAAAGAUAAGCUUUCACCCAUAGUUCUAGAACAGUUGAGAAUAAAAAUACUGAUAGCGUUAAGUGCCUGGAUUUGGUGGUGUACAGUAACUAUGUAAAGUAUUUCAACUUCUGUGAUCUAGUCCAAAUCCUUCAAUCUCUGGUUUGGUUGUCAGCUGUUAAGAUUCCUGCAAACAAGAACCUAUCAAAUCGUGUUGCUUCCACAUGUAGUAAUUGGAAAGCACAGUGCUUCCAGAGUGGAGUAACAACAGCUGUCUCUGGAUAAGACUGCAGUGUGCUUUCCCGAUAGAGCUGGGAACAGAUUGGGAAAACGUGGCUCCCUCAAAGUAACAGUGAAUACUCAGAUACCCAGUACCCUUUCAGCUGUCUCCAGCUGGCACUGGUAUAGCAAUGUAUUCCUGUUUAAAUAUAUACUUGGUGUGCAUAUGUAUAUCCUCCUAUAUAUAUAUACACACCCACGUGUGUGUGUGUAUGCACACCAUAAAUACAUCAAUAUAUAUUCUCAUUUUACCUGCUAGGAAAGCCAAUUGCAAAUACUUCUGUAUUUAGUAAAUUUUCAACUUCAUAUUUAUGACAAUGUACAGCAUAUAAGCUUGUGUAUGAAUAUAUACGGAAUUUAAGUGCAACUCGGUAAUUCUGUUACUUUUGGUUCUAAACAUGAAUUUGUUUAUCUGUUCCUGAAUACUUUUCUCACAGGAGUAAUAAACUAUAAAUUAUUUUUGCACUGUGUGUGAGUUGGACAGUAAAUGAUGACUUUUGCCCUCCAAUAUGUGUCUGGACUUCCCUUUGUCAUCACAGGAGGACAGCACGUGUCCCGGUGGCAGAACUUGUUUCCCUAUCCUAUUUGACUGCCCUGUAUGAGGUUGUUACUUCUUUUGGCAAUUUCUCAUUUCCAUCCCAGAGACUAAUAGAUACACUAUAAGUUCAAAAUCUGAUAACUACUUUGAAGCUAUGUGGCAAUUAAUUUAUUUAAUAAGCAGUUACUUCAGUACAAAUGACUUCUGUAACAGUUCCAUCCUGUCCAACUUGCUCUUCGGUAGAGAAAUGACUAGGUUUAUUUCUGUUUACUAUUUUCAUUUAUAGAAAUGUGUUUUGGUGGGGAAAAAAAGAAAAAAAACCCAAACAAAACCCAACAACCCAUGUUGUCCCUAUUACUAUCUGUACCACAUGUUGUCAUACCUACUUGGACAACUUUCCUGUUCUUUAGUCCUGUUUCAGAGCUUCAUCUCACCUGUAUUUACUCUUUUGUAAAAAGAAAGUAGCAAAAAAUAGUAGCAUUUGCUCAAACUGCUGAGAUAUAUUUUAUAGCCACAUUACUUGUACAUACUUGUGCAAGGUACUACGGCGUGUUAGGCCAUACAACUGAUGGUCAUAUCAGAAUGAGCCCCUGGUCGCACAGGAUUUUAUUUUCCUAAGGAGAACUCCUCUGUUUAGGUCAAAAUUAGGCUAUACGUUUUGGCCAAUGCAGUCAUUUUUUCUUCCACUGAUUAAAAUUGCCUCAGUCUACCACAAAGUAGUAAAAUUCACAGAUACCAAGCAGUCAACUUUAGCCAUCUGUAUUCCAACUAAACACUUCUUAACCUGAGCCUACACUAAGAAAGAAAAAAUAAUGUUUAUACCGGAGUUAGUUAAAAUAUAUUAAUUUGCUUUUACCUGCUUAUCUUCCCAUACCCUUCAUCCACCUACACACACCUUCCUCCUCUUUAUAUAUAGCUGAUCAAAACCCACAAGUUGGUUCUGGGCAAGAGUCACAGCAAAUACCAACUGAGUUUCACUUCUGUGACACAAUCUUGCUAGGAGACCACACAUGAUGUGUAUUUCAUCCACCCUAAAGCAGAUAGACUGACUAGAGGAGGCCCUGGUCCUAGCUUUGCUGACUUCUCUAAAGCUGCUAAACUUAAGGACCUAUAGGAAUCUCCUUUUUAGCCUAGAACUACGUAAAGACUCUCCUAAAAGUAUCUUCAGUUACCAGACCAAAGAUCUUUUCAGGCCUAUAGCAUCUUCAUCGAGCUGCACCAUACCUUUGUGCUCCCCCCCAGCCCUGAGAAAGUGCAGUACCCUGCUUCUUCAUGUGGAGUAACUUAGAAAUGGCUUCCUCUUUGGUCCACCCUUCUCUUUUCACAAGGGCACCACUGUUUUCUUCAUUAGCCUUUACAUUUCCUGGAUCUCCAUAAGCCUGUGUCAAUGUCUUAUUUCAUUGAUCAUUAACCAUAAUGUUUCCCAGUCCCAUCACUUGCAUUCUUUGAACUAGCAACGCUCUUACUGGAAGAACUACUGUAACUGCAGUCUUGCCUCUCCCUACAGACUGCAGUAUAGGUAUCUGAGAAAAGCUGUGACUCCCGACUAGCUCUCUGCCAACCAGUCACAAGACAGUGCCUUUAAAACAAUGAGGAAGGAAGCAAAGUAAACAGUUUCUCAAUCUUCAGUAAGUAAAUCUAAUUUAGAGAAGUAUUUGAUUCACAUAUGGACAACUGGAACCCCCUACAAAAGCUUCCCCGGAGCAGAGGCAUCAACAAAGACGGCUGUAUCAGCUAAGGAAUCAGUCCAGACUAUAGAGCCUUUCUCCUCAGAAAGAACCUUGUUACCUUUGGAUUUAGGUACAAUUUAUACUAAACAUGGCAACAAGUGAUGGAGAGAUUUAUUAUACUAACCUACCUACACCAAUACAUUUACAAACACCACGUUUGUGUAAGUCUGUUCUCCUAAGAGAGGGAUACGAAUACUCAGUGGUGUAGAAAAAACAAACCAACCAACCCUGAACUUCUCUGCCCAAAAUGUAUGCACUGUGAUUGUCUUUGUUCAGAAAAUGAAAUCUAUGCAGUCUGCCAAACCCUGCUCCCCUGUUCCCAUCUGCGCACUCUGUGUGUAUCAAUGAAGUGCUCUUGCUUAUGGAUUUCAAGUGGUAUCAGGUGAGAGUGGUUUAUAAAUUCAUUAAAAGGCUGAAAUGUCUUAACUUCA
Messenger RNA from Strigops habroptila (Kakapo), 5943 nucleotides. It is a transcript of the gene USP45, whose product is annotated as ubiquitin specific peptidase 45. The coding region runs from base 253 to 2706 and encodes 817 amino acids. Gene Ontology annotation, molecular function: cysteine-type endopeptidase activity; cysteine-type deubiquitinase activity; zinc ion binding. The record is from RefSeq and is a predicted model, not a curated record. The transcript is spliced from 18 exons. Lineage: Eukaryota; Metazoa; Chordata; Aves; Psittaciformes; Psittacidae. Gene Ontology annotation, biological process: protein deubiquitination. Gene Ontology annotation, cellular component: cytosol; nucleus.